Messenger RNA from Hydractinia symbiolongicarpus, 2934 nucleotides. RefSeq names its product E3 ubiquitin-protein ligase TRIM56-like. Bases 457 to 1893 code for a protein of 478 amino acids. The transcript is spliced from 5 exons. Lineage: Eukaryota; Metazoa; Cnidaria; Hydrozoa; Anthoathecata; Hydractiniidae. The record is from RefSeq and is a predicted model, not a curated record.
AAAAGAAAUUUGCAUUUGAAAAUGUACUUAUUUUUGCUAGUUAUAUUAUUUAUUUGUAUAUUUUCGUGCUAUUUCUUUGUCAGAUAUUUGUUUUUUUGUUUUAUUUGUCUGAAAUAUUUUUUUUUGUUUUUUGUUUUACUAGCUUCUUGUUUGAUAUGUUUCUGUUUUGUUUUUUUUGAAAACAACUUUUACAUGAAUUUUGAUGCUUGUGUAUAAAAGACUCAGUGAAGUCAAUAAGAAAACAAUUUUUAUAAGUGAUUAAAACCUUCAUGAAAAAAAGACUUUAACAGUAUUAAGAAAAAAGUAUCUGUCAAUUAUGUCGUUAAAAAGAAUAAGUGAUGUCUUGUUUUACGCUAUUUAACACAACACAAAUAGGUGUUCUCCUAAAGAAUGAAAGAAAACCUAUUUGUAUAGUAACUCUGUAUUUUAGUUUUGUAUAAUAAACUUGUAACCGAUAUGGAUUUGUCACCAACCAUGAUCAGUACUAUGUUGGAAUGCAAGAUCUGCUUAGAGACUUACCACAAGCCCAAACAACUUAAUUGUGGACAUACGUACUGUCAAGACUGUUUAGAUGGCAUUUUGAUAUUUAAAGAAAAUGGAAGUGCUGAACUGGUUUGUCCAUUGAGAUGUACAAAGAAGACUAUAAUAACAAAACUUGAGACAACAUCUUCUUUAGCGACGACUUUUUGUUUGACCGACAUUCUGGAUAAGAUGUCAAAUUGUGGAAAAGGUAUUAAGCUGUGCCAGGAGGCUGAAAAUUGCAAACAGCCUAUCUGUAUUUCCUGCAUAUCAUGUAGUGCAAAGAUGUGUGAGAAAUGUCAACGCUUGCAUUCAUGUGAAAACAAAUCUUAUGCUGUAGUAACAUUUGAUGAAAAGAUCCAAGAGGUCCAACCCUUUUGCAAAAAGCACAGUUCUCUAGCUAAAAAUGUCUGCAUCGAAUGUGAAGAGAAGUUCACUUGUGUUUUUUGUAUAAACAGAGAACACAAAAACCAUACAAAGAAAACAGUUGAAGAAAUGGGUUUGGAAAUAAAGAAGUGGUUCCAGUCCUUUGUGACAUCAUUUGAGGACAGAAAGGUUUUGUUGGAAUCCUUAUCAGGAAAGUAUAAUGAAGCUUUGAUGAACCUUAAGAGUCAGAGAGAAUUGUUUGUUCAUGAAUUAGAAGUAAGAAAAUUAAAACGCAUGGAGGAGUAUCUGCAGCUGUUAAAGGCAGAGGAAAAGAAAUUGCUGAAGGACUUUGAUGAAAAAACAGAAGAAUUCAAAGCAAAAGUGAUUAGCGGUGGUUACUCAGAAAAUGCUAAAAUGAAAAAAUUUUCUAGUUACAUAGAGCUCCUUAACUCGAAGUCUCAUUUUGAACUAGUUGCCGAAAAGAAAGAAAUUAAAAAAAACAUUAGUGAUCUAUCUUCUUUACCUGAAACGUUUCCAAAUUUAAACUUACAUCUUCCUCAAAUAAAUGAUAACGAAUUACUUAAAAAUCCAUUGGGUGAAUUGAAAAUUACUUUUUAUCCUGCUUACAUUGGAGACGUAAGUUCAUCUGAAUGGUCUGCAUGCAACAACACCAUUGGGGAAACUGAAGGAAAUUUUGACUAUCCACAACUAACAAAGGAUUUGAUGAACCUUGUAAAAAGUCUGAAAGGAUAUGAAAAGUCUCAAGGAAGUACGAGUCUUGUCAAUGCAGACACAGUGAAAAGAGAUGUUAAUUUAAAAAGUGCACAACCGGCAGUAGAGACUUGCAAAUUUAACGAAAUUGUGAAAAUCAUUCUCGAUGGUGAUGUCGAAAUGUUGAAAUCGAUUAUAUCCAGCGAUCCAAAUAUUGCAAAGAUGAGAGAUGAUGAUGGAGAAACGCUGCUAAUGAUAGCAACAAGGAAUACCAUCGAUGGUACAGGUUUUGAUUGAUGCUGGAAGUGAUGUACAUGCUGUUAAUAGAACUAACUUGAAUGCAUAUGAAAUUAGUGCAUUUCUAGAUUAUUCAGACGUUUUUUAAUAUGCUGACAGAACACGACAGCACGGGUUGCAAACACGUACGCGACAUCAGUCUUUUAAAGUUAAAGAUGGCAUUUUCUUAAGGUCAUACUAAAUGUUUUAAAUUAGCUGCUGUCUCAGGACUGUUGCAGAUUAUUUUUUGGAGGGGGGGGGAUGGCUGACCUUGAGAUUCUAACCUUCUAAGUUAAGUAAAAAGGCACCCUAUGCUGAAGUUUCUCACAUAUCAACCCCAGUCAACAGACUUUAUUAGGGAUUAGGGUACAGUCCUGUGUCUAUGCUACAUUUGACAUAUUGACAAAACUGUUUCACAUUAUCUUAACUAUAUUAAUGUAAGUUUAAAAUUGAUUUAAAUUCCGUCGGUGGUAGUUCUAAUGUUAUUAAAUGUUAAUGCUAAGAACAUUACAGAACGUGAGGUCGUUGAAUUGUUUUGGUUUCAUUCUAAAACUUAUUAUUUUGUAAUUCUUUGAAUAAAUUUUUGGCCCACAUGAAUACUGAUAAAGAUAAAAAAGAAUAAAAAAAAUCCCAAUCUUUUAACUAUGUAAAAUGGAAGAAAAUUUGAAUUGUUGUCAUACGUAUCUAAAAGGAAGAAAAAAAAGCAAAGUGGAAGACAGUGCUAUGUUGGCUGGAACUAUUACGUCAUGCAAAGUUACUGGAAUGUAAAAAACAAAACAAGCAUUGGAUAGGAAAGUGCCGUGUCUUUACACAAUAACGAAUUCAUAUUAUAUGACGACGAAAACAGAGGCAGGUUUUAUUGAAUUACAUUAAAAGAACAAAGUAAUAUAGAUGGAAUUUUUUGUACCCUUUGAUUCCCGAUUUGUGUUAUUGAUGUAAUUUUAUCGGGGCAGAGGUGCUUUUUAAUCGGAGUUAGUUUAGUUACAAAAAUGUUGAUACGACAUCAGCAAAAGCUUUGUAAAUGGUUUUUACCCUUUUAAAAAGAGUUUUCAAAGAAUAAAA